AUGCCCAUGGAAUGCUGCUCUGUGGUUCCACGCGCGGCGAAAGAACCUAUGGAACCCAUGUGGGAAUCUGUGAGUAUGCAUGAAGAAGUCAAGAACUUGCAGGCCUACAUGGAAAAACAUUUCUCCAGACAAGAGAUCCUUAUGGAGGACCUGACUGAUCAGGUGAAGCAAUGCAUGAAGAGAUUCAGCAAGGAGAACGUGUUUCUCCGUCCCAAAGGGGGUAGAUUUGGAAGCCCAGAGGCCUCCAUGCUAGACAUCAGUCGAAUCGAAGAGAAGCCCAAGCGGCCUCCAAUGGCGCCCGAGGCGACAGUGCUGCGUCAAGAAAGCGAUACUGCCGACAGCGGUCGGCGGGAGAGCGUCUUGACAUCUACAGUUCACAGCCACAACAGAAACAGUGCACGGAUGAGCUUCGCCCGGAAUAUCUUCACAGACCACAUGCAGAAGGCCAAAGACGCUGCAGCCAAAGAGUUUGCCAGCAAGGUCUUUCUGGAUGAAGAGUUAGAAGGUGCUGGAUCUUGUGCUUGGCUGCGAUCAUGUGCGCGUCGCAUUGUGACUGCUCCCAUCACCGCACACUUUGUGAUGGCCCUCAUUCUUCUCAAUCUGAUCUUGCUUGGAGUGGAGGUUGACGUCUCCGCAGGCCUUGGCGCCAACGAGAUCCCCGGUUGGUUCGAUGUGGUGAAUGCCAUAAUCGUCGCGGUUUUCGUCUUGGAGCUGGGCUUAAUGAUGUUGGGCUACGGUCUGAAGAAAUUCUUUUUUGGCCGCGACAGGUGGUGGAACGGCUUCGACUUUGCCAUCGUAACUUUAUCCGCGGUUGAAACCCUGGUUCAACUGUGGGCUCCAGGUUUGUUGGCUGAGAUGCGCUACAUGCGUUUCCUCCGCCUUGCUCGGGCACUGCGGGGUAUGCGGGUGGUGAAGCUCCUGCGAUAUGUGAGCGCCUUGAAAACGCUGAUCUUCUCCAUCAUCAGCACCACCGGCUCGCUGAUGUGGACCUUGGUGCUUCUGCUUCUGAUCUUCUACUGCUUCAGCGUCAUUUUGACCCAGAUCGUCACGGACUUUUGUCGCGAGCAAACGGUGAACUUGUUGGGCGACGACAACGCCGUCCCACGCUGCCCUCCUGAGCUACAGAUGUAUUGGUCCAGCAUUCCAGAGAGCAUUCUGACGCUCUACAUGGCCAUCUCGGGUGGUGUGUCGUGGAUCGAGCCGCUGCAGCCCUUGCGGGAGGUAGUUACUGGCGUGCACCUCGGUUGCAGGAGUCAGAAGCAUGGGGUUGGCAGGUUUUGCCACACGGCCAUUGAGUCGGCCACAGCGGACAAAGAAAUCGUGGUGAUGAGUCAGAUGCAAAAGCAGGCAACACAAGCGGCAGCCUUGCGCGACAUGUUCAAAGAAAUCGAUGGGGACGAUUCUGGCAUGGUGAGCGUACAAGAGUUGAAAGCUGCGUUGGAGACCAGCAAGAUGUCCAGCUUCUUGGAAUCCAUGGACAUCUCCACCCAGGAUCUUGCAACCCUUUUUUGUCUGAUUGACAGCGACCAGAAUGGCCUGAUCGACCUUGACGAGUUUGUCUCCGGAUGUCAACAGCUGCAUGGACCUGCCAAGAGCAUACAGAUUGCACGGAUGAGCCACGAGAACAAGGUGACGCGGCAAACCAUCAAGAAACUCAUCGCCGAGAUUCACGAGCUGAAGGGAGAGGUCCAGCAAUGGAAGCGCGACGUUUCAAUUGCUGAAUCCCUGGAACCUUUCGGCGACCAAAUAAAGGAAUGA
Messenger RNA from Cladocopium goreaui, 1758 nucleotides. Lineage: Eukaryota; Dinophyceae; Suessiales; Symbiodiniaceae. The record is from the annotation of a GenBank genome assembly.